Molecule: messenger RNA, 432 nt
Organism: Ilex paraguariensis (yerba mate)
Lineage: Eukaryota; Viridiplantae; Streptophyta; Magnoliopsida; Aquifoliales; Aquifoliaceae
Source: the annotation of a GenBank genome assembly
AUGACAAGUCCAGAGCUUCUCUCUCUCAUCUUUUUUCACCUCACUCUUGUCUUUUUUGUCUUGGAUCUUGCAAAUGCUCAAGGCUUGAAAGUUGGUUUCUACCAACAGACCUGCCCCUCCGCCGAGGCCAUUAUCAAGAACACAACAGCUCAAUACAUCUCUCGAGCACCAAGCCUUGCCCCUGCAUUGCUAAGAAUGCAUUUUCAUGACUGUUUUGUUAACGGAUGUGAUGGUUCUGUUCUCAUAAACUCCACCAAGAACAACGUAGCCGAGAAAGAUUCAGCCCCCGACUUAAGUUUAAGAGGGUUUCAAGUGAUUGAUGGUGUCAAAACUGCAGUAGAAAAAGAGUGUCCUGGAGUUGUUUCUUGUGCUGACAUCUUGGCCUUAGUUGCUCGAGAUGCAGUUUCCAUGGUAACCAACACCAUACACUAG